Phytophthora nicotianae INRA-310 is the source of this 279-nucleotide messenger RNA. RefSeq lists its product as hypothetical. The transcript has a single exon. The annotation marks the transcript as partial. NCBI's taxonomy places the organism in Eukaryota, Oomycota, Peronosporomycetes, Peronosporales, Peronosporaceae. The record is from RefSeq and is a predicted model, not a curated record.
AUGAAACUCGACGCUAUGUCUGCGUGGGUGUCGCCCACUUCGAUUGCUGUGUCCUGUGUGGCCGCGCUGUUCGUGUACUUGGCGAUACCAUCUGCACACGAUCGAGCUGUGAAGCAUCUACCAACGCCAGAAGGAGACUAUCCGAUCCUGCGCCACACUUUGGAGAUCAUCAAGGCGCAGAAAUCAGGGAAGUUUGUCGACUGGGCACUCAAGUACUGCCGCAAGUACAAGGGCAAACCAUGGAGUCUUCGGAUCGUGGGAAAGUACCCGGCGAUCGUA